Impatiens glandulifera is the source of this 958-nucleotide messenger RNA. Its product is annotated as 36.4 kDa proline-rich protein-like. Bases 53 to 730 code for a protein of 225 amino acids. Lineage: Eukaryota; Viridiplantae; Streptophyta; Magnoliopsida; Ericales; Balsaminaceae. The transcript has 2 exons. The record is from RefSeq and is a predicted model, not a curated record.
UUUCAAAACCUUACACAUUAUUCCAUCUCUAACUCUUUUCUCUCCAUAAAAAAUGGAGACCUCUUCCAAAAUGAGGGCUCUCCUCUUCAUUUCAAUGCUCCUCAUUUCCAUUGCCACCCCCAUUCAUGGUUGUCCUUCAUGCUCCAAACCCCCUCCAAAGCACAAAAAGAAACCUCCAACCAAGGGCCCUAUCAAACCUCCGGUUAUCCUUCCACCCAUUGUCAAGCCUCCGGUUACAUUACCGCCAGUAACUCUCCCUCCGAUAUCCGUCCCCGUGCCACCUAUAACCGCCCCACCCGUUAAGCCACCAAUUGACCUACCUCCGGUUGUUAAGCCCCCAAUUGACCUUCCUCCAAUUGUUAAGCCUCCAAUUGACCUUCCUCCUAUCGUUAAACCGCCAAUUGACCUUCCACCGACUAUUGGACCACCAACUAAACCAGGAAGUCCUUGCCCUCCGCCUUCAGCUCCGACAACUUGUCCGAUUGACACUUUAAAGCUUGGUGCUUGUGUGGAUCUUCUUGGUGGGUUGGUACACAUUGGUCUUGGUGACCCAGUUGUGCACAAAUGUUGCCCGGUUUUGGCAGGGCUUGUGGAGGUGGAAGCUGCGGCUUGUCUUUGCACCACCUUGAAGCUAAAGCUUCUUAACUUGAAUAUCUUUGUCCCUAUUGCUCUUGAACUACUUGUUACCUGUGGGAAGACACCACCUCCUGGCUUUACCUGCACCAUCUAGAUGAACUUGUUUCUGAGGUUGGUUUUCUGGAGAAAAUAGCUAGCUAGCUGCGGUACUCGACAUGAGAGGAUGUUGAGUAUUCAAUUUCUUUUUUUCCUUUCUUUCUCUCUACUUUUAUGAUUGCAAGUUUUAAUUAAUUGCUUAUAUUUGGAUUGAUUGUACACCAUUUGUUUCUGUGAGAUUAUAAGUUUGGUGUGUAUUUCUUAUUGGCAAUGUCCAAAUUUGACU